AUGUCGGGCUUUCGUCGAUCACGUCAAGGCCAUGUAGAUGGCUUCACGCCAGACUCGUCACCAGCGAAAGAAGAAGACGUCGUCAUCGAUCCCAACCUGUACGGACCCUUUGGGCACCGCUAUCACGAGUCGUCCAUCGCUUUUGGGCAGCAUACACAGGCCGAUCCGGCCGUCACAGGCUGGCAUGAGGUCGAGACGACAGAGCAGCAUCUCCAGCACGCUGACAUUGUCCCAGCCGACACGGUCAUCCCACUUCUGCCCUACGAAUCAAACAACUCGACCUCCGCCUUCGUAGCGAAUGCUGCACCCAUGGCGACCAUCUACAGCCAAGACAGCAGAUUCACCUACGAGACGGACGAAAAGUCGAGAGCUUCCACCAGCUUCACGCAUCUCCGUCGAAGGUCGAAGCCGGUCAAUCGCAUUUCACAUACGGCAAGCUUGUUCGAUGCAGUACACGGGAAAAGCCAUACCAAAGCAUCUCACAAGCCACACGUCGAGACGCACGGCGAUGACGUUCCCAUCACGUUCCGACACCUUCUCAAGCGUCCAGUCAUCCGUCAGUGGCUGCACGGCAACAAACUCUUUCGCGAAAAAGAAGAGCGCAAGCCGAGCCAGUUCGAGCUGGUCUUUGACCUCAUCUUUGUCGCUGUGGUCAACAAGCUCGGUCACACCACCGCGGAAAGCAGCUCGGCGAUCAACGCGCUCAAGUUCGUGCUCUCCUUCUGGCCGUGCUUUUCGAUUUGGACCGACGUGAGGCUGUUCCUCAACACCAGCGGUACGGAUGAUAUUCUGGAGCGUAUGUUGCUGCUCGGGUGGAUGAUCUUGCUGGGAGGAUACAUGGCCAACAUUUCAGGUGUCGAGCUCGUCAAAGCUACGCCGGAGAUGCUGGCGGCGUUUCAACAAGAAUUGCUCAAAGGAGACACACCUAACCAGCUCGAGGGACACAGCGUUGCCGAUGAGCUCAAGAGCAUCUUCCGUCGAGCUGCGAGCGCCGAGACCAGUCUCGAGCCUGUCAAGCUUGCAGCCCCUGCCUUCAACGGCUACUGGUUUGUUGACGGGUACGACCGCGCCAUCCACGCAGGCAUUGGUUUCUUCCUCGUCGCUAAGCUCUGGAGGCUCGGCAUCUACAUCUACUACGGCUUUUGCCUGCCCAAGUUUCGCAGGGCGCUCUGGCUCAAUGCGCUUGCGCUCACUGUGGUCGCUGCGACCUAUGUACCCAUCUGCCUGACUUCGGACCCGCUGUACAUUCUCAUCCUCCUCUGCUCUGGGAUCCUUGUCGAGCUCCUUCGGCCGUACAUCACGGCUGCGGCCAUCCAGCUGAUUCACGGGCGUCAGAAGCGGACGGGCAACCAUAUGUUCAUCCCCGCCCAGUCGCACGAGCAUUCGAUCGAACGGUACGUCUUGUUCGUCAUCCUCAUCGUCGGCGAGUCUAUCAUCAGCAGCAACUUCACGGCGACGCCUGGGCAUUAUGGGAUCAACGACGAAUUUGGACGCGCUGCGUUGGGGAUUUCCAUCAGCGUGUUGGUCAUUUGGAUCUACUACGAUGCCGACGGGUCACGCGUCUUCCAGCAUGCUCUGCGCCGCAACUCGUUCACAAGCAUCACCUUCAGCCACAUCCAUUACCCGCUGACAGCAGCGCUGGUGCUCAUGGCCGCGUCUCUAUCGUCGCUCAUCUCACACCGGAGGCUCCAGGGUGGAUACCUGUGGUACUUCGGCGGUUCGACAUCGUGUGUCAUGCUGUGUCUUGGGUUGAUCGGAUGCAUGCAUCGAAACCUUGACGUCCACGGAUCGACGCUGAUACCGAGGUCGAUCCGGAUCGGAGCCCGGUUCCUGCUAGCGAUCGAGUUCGCGCUGCUUCCGCUCAAGAUAGACUGGCUUUCGCUGGAGGUGAUGGGCGUCGUCACGGGUAGCCUCUUGUUCCUGGUGCUCUUCGAGACGCUGAGCAAGAUCGGUGCGGUGGGGCGCAGGUACGACGCCGAGAAGACAAAAGAGCUGUAUUCGGGGAUCGCAUUCAGUGGGCAGAAGGCGUUGAAGCUGGACAGGCGCAGCAGCUGGCAUCCGUUCGACGACCUGACGGCGGGCGAAAAGGGAGAGGAGGACGUCGGCAUCGAGUCCGAGAUCGGACAUCUGGAGGAGAAGGACUUGGCUUAUGGCCAGCGGUGGGCGUAUGCCGCAUAG
Molecule: messenger RNA, 2178 nt
Organism: Kalmanozyma brasiliensis GHG001
Lineage: Eukaryota; Fungi; Basidiomycota; Ustilaginomycetes; Ustilaginales
Product: Low temperature requirement A
Exons: 1
Coding region: 1-2178 (725 amino acids)
Source: RefSeq, a predicted model, not a curated record